AUGAACGACUCAUACCUGCAGAUCCUUAAAGAGCAGAUAUCUGCGAACACUACAUCUUUGCCGCCUUCCAAUGGCAGUACUGCGGAUUCUCCAUCGGGGGCGCUGUGUGAGCAGGUUCAGAUCCAGGCAGAGGUUUUUCUCACCUUGGGUAUCGUGAGUCUACUGGAGAACAUUCUUGUCAUCUCAGCAGUUGUAAAAAAUAAGAACCUGCACUCUCCAAUGUACUUUUUCCUGUGCAGCCUGGCUGCCGCAGACAUGUUGGUGAGUGUAUCAAAUUCUCUGGAGACCAUUGUCAUUGCAGUACUAAAUAGCCGCCUUUUGGUGGCCAGCGAUCAUUUUGUGCGAUUGAUGGACAACGUUUUUGACUCGAUGAUUUGCAUUUCACUUGUGGCAUCCAUCUGCAACCUUCUGGCCAUUGCGGUUGACCGCUACGUUACCAUCUUCUACGCCCUACGCUACCACAGCAUAGUAACUGUACGAAGGGCAAUGGUCGCCAUAGCUGCGAUUUGGCUGGUUUGUGUGGUUUGUGGGAUCGUCUUUAUAGUGUACUCAGAAAGCAAGACUGUGAUUGUGUGUCUCAUUACGAUGUUUUUUGCAAUGCUGGUUCUCAUGGCAACACUCUACGUACACAUGUUUUUACUCGCCAGACUUCACGUGCAACGAAUUGCCGCCUUGCCCCCUGCAGUGGCCGGCGCUGGCAACCCUGCCCCACGUCAACACAGCUGCAUGAAAGGAGCGGUGACUAUCACCAUCCUGCUUGGCGUGUUUGUGUGCUGCUGGGCGCCAUUUUUUCUCCAUCUUAUUCUGCUGGUGUCCUGUCCACAGCACCCACUGUGUUUGUGCUACAUGUCCCACUUCACCACUUACCUGGUCCUCAUUAUGUGCAACUCUGUGAUUGACCCUCUUAUCUAUGCCUGCCGCAGCCUUGAAAUGAGGAAGACUUUUAAGGAGAUACUCUGCUGCUUUGGAUGUCAGUCCAAGUGAAAAACUGGAAGAAAGAAAGAGACAAAACUGAGACAUUUAAAAUGGUUAGAAAAAUCUGUGUAGGGUUUACCUGUUGAUGUUAGAUGAAGAAACUGAAACAUGGGGGUUAUUAUGAUCAUGAUCUUGAAGCUUGUAUAGCAUCACAGAGUAUACGGAAACCUCAGGUACCAUUAUUUGUGGAAAACCGUGUGGACUCUAUGUCAACUGAAGUGCAUGACUAUCAAGGUUAUAUAAUUGAAGACGAAACCAAACCCAGCUCCUACAUGGAAAUAACUUCUGGAAUGGCACUAAAGUCCUGUUAGGGGAGCCCGCGCGGCUCUCCUGAUUUUGCCAAAUGGUAGAUGUCCUCAUGGCAACAUUAUGUUGACCCUGGGACAACAUUUCCAUCAACCAAUCAGAUUUCAGAAAUAAGUUUACAGUUUGUUUUAAGUUAAAGCUUACAACCAGGAUUAGCCGUUUCUAGACCAUUGUUUUUUACCGAUCAUCUCCCUCUGAUUUUAAGGUUUGGUUAUGGUUGGGGUUUAGGGUGGGUUUAGGUUUAAUUUAGAAAAAUGUUGUCCUUGGGUCAACACAAUAUAUUGCCCUGAGGACAUCAACCACUUAGCAAAAUCAGUUCGCCACUAGGCGGCCAUCUUUGCAACACCUCCGGGCAGUUAUUUCAGUCAUGCAAGAUGCAGAAGUCCUAUCUACUUUAAUGGCGAAGGACUGAUAUUUCUAAAAUCAGUUACCAUUCAACAACAUAUUUUCAAUCAACAAUUAAACCUGACAUGCGUACAGGUUAGCAAGCACCUGUAUA
Paramisgurnus dabryanus is the source of this 1780-nucleotide messenger RNA. RefSeq names its product melanocortin 3 receptor (gene mc3r). Gene Ontology annotation, cellular component: membrane. Gene Ontology annotation, biological process: G protein-coupled receptor signaling pathway. The record is from RefSeq and is a predicted model, not a curated record. NCBI's taxonomy places the organism in Eukaryota, Metazoa, Chordata, Actinopteri, Cypriniformes, Cobitidae. Gene Ontology annotation, molecular function: melanocortin receptor activity.